GAAGCCAUCAAUACAUUCCAAUUGUAUUCUUGACCAAAAUCUAUUGAUGCUUUCGUGAUAGGCAGGACGCAGUACCGCUGAUCCUUACAAUUCAUCCCCUUCGAUUUAGUCGACCCGUAUCCCCCCACCUCGAGUCGUCGGUCUCCUGAGUUGUACACUCUCCUCUUUUGAAAAGAGAACGCUUACGGACCAAACGACACCCUCCCUGAGACGAUAUACUCUCCGUACUGGUAACGACUUAACUGUCCUCGUCCGGAACGGACAUCAUCCAGCCAGAACGUCUAGCACGGUUUCGCAGAAAGUCGAUCGGCCGACUUUAUCGAAAUGGCUCCCUCCGACGAUAUCCGGGUCGGCGACCAGGUAAACGUCCCCGGUGGCAUGUACGGUACAGUUCGAUUCUUGGGAUCCGUGGAUGGGAAGCCUGGUCGUUUCGCUGGAAUUGAGCUGGCCCCCGAACAUGCUGCCAGGGGAAAGAACAAUGGAGAAGUCGAUGGACGAAGCUAUUUCAACACCUCCAUUCCUGGUGCUGGCAUCUUUGUUCCCAUUAACAACUCCAAAUAUGUUACCAGGAGAAAUGUUGUGACGCCGCCAACUCCUUCUCGUCCGUCUGCAGCGACUAAUUUCAGUAAAUCCGUCGGUCCAGCCUCAGUCGUUCGUCCUAGAGUACGUCGUCCAUCUCUGCCUCGACCUGAGUCGCCUCGAAGCGCACCAUCCACGAAACUCAAUUUUGGUGCCAUGCGUAGUCCAUCUGCUACCGUCGCCAAACCGUUGUCCGCUAGUUCUCUAGGCCCCAACGGUUCCAACGGAUUUCCACGCAGUCCUCAAAAACCUUCAUCAAGAUUGUCAAAUCGGCCUUCGUCCAGACUCAGCGCGGAUGACGACGACAUUCCUACCUUGGCACGUUCUACAAUUGGGAGACCAAGUAGCGGUGGUCGUGGUUCUGGAAGCCAGGAAAUACAAGCAUUGCAAGAGAAGAUCAAGUCACUAGAGCAGGAGCUUCAAGCUCGUGAUAGACAACUCGACGACCAAGCCUCUGUUCUAGCGGAGUUACAGCAAAGCAUUACAGAAUUGGAAGGACAAGACGGGGCCUCAAUGCGGGCCCAACUACGAGAAAAGAACGAGAAGAUUGCACAACUCACAGCAGAAUUUGACAGUCAUCGCGCUGAUUUCCGAAGCACAUUAGACACACUCGAAGUAGCAGCCACGGAGACAGAAAGGGUCUACGAAAAAAGGCUAGAUGAACUCAUGCAGCAAAAUCGCGAAUUACAAGAUCGUGGUGAGGAUGUGGAAGCGGUUGCCAUGCAGUUGAAGCAAUUGGAGGAGCUGGUUUCGGAAUUAGAGGAAGGUCUGGAAGAUGCACGACGCGGUGAAGCAGAAGCUCGUGGCGAGGUUGAGUUCCUACGUGGAGAGGUUGAACGAGCACAAUUGGAACUGAAACAAGAACGAGAAAAGUCUGCUGCUGCAUUGAAGGAUGCUGAAGGUCGAUGGAAUAGUCGAGAGUUGGAACAGAAAGACGACGAAAUCCGAGGUCUGAAAGCCAUCAUUCAUUCACUCAGCAGAGGCGAUGUGAAUCCGGCUAUGCUCAAUACAAAUGGGACGUCCCAUGGCGAAUCGGGUUCUCAUGAUACUGAACGAAUCUCUCAAUUGGAAGAGCGAAUCAAAGAACUUGAAGGUGUUGCGGAGUUUCGCUCGAGUCGAAUAGACGAACUACAGAGGGAACUUGGACAGAGUCGAAGCCCUCUUGGACGCGACUCUCCAGGCCGGAACUCCCCUGCACGAAACUCUAUAGGGUGGAAUUCUCUAGGACGAAACUCGAUGAAUGGCUCAAGAAGCCGAAGCGGAACAGUGACUAUUGCUCCACUGAGACAGAUGAAAGCAUCCCAUUCCUCAAGGGGCAGCCGUAGCAGCAAUCCCGUCAGUCACGGCCAUACUUUGUCAGACAAAACCGUGGUGCCUCAAGAUUGGCAAGAAACAGCGGGAAUUAAUGAACAGGGGCCUAUGCCUGUUAACGCAUACCGAGAUUUCUCGCAUCGUCGAGAUGACAACGACGACUUACGUGAUUCUGAUAAUCAGUCUUCUGAAAGUGGCUCUCUGUGGUGUGAAAUCUGCGAGACCAACGGUCACGAUAUCCUUACCUGUACGACCUUUGGAACAAACAUAAACGGCACCGAUUCCAUGCACCUGCAGCAUGAGCACAAUGACCAUGAACUCGAAAGACCACGUCACGAUGUUGCGGAGAUUCCACCAAAGACAGAGUCUCCAGUCAUGGCUCAUCAGCCCGAGAUAAAGCAGGAACAUGCCGAGGCUACCUCUCCAACAGUGAAGAAUGGUCGUGAUGUGGUUGCUGAAGGCUUGAAAGGCAUCGGAGGCAUGUCAUCUUCCAUGGGACCCGUGGCGGGCAAAGCUUCGGGAGUUAUCGACGAAAGCAAAUGGUGUGCAUUAUGCGAGCGAGAUGGUCAUGAAAGCAUUGACUGUCCGUUUGAGGAUUAA
This is a messenger RNA of Talaromyces stipitatus ATCC 10500, 2490 nucleotides long. RefSeq names its product Noc1p protein, putative. Bases 325 to 2490 code for a protein of 721 amino acids. The transcript has a single exon. The record is from RefSeq and is a predicted model, not a curated record. NCBI's taxonomy places the organism in Eukaryota, Fungi, Ascomycota, Eurotiomycetes, Eurotiales, Trichocomaceae.